Molecule: messenger RNA, 826 nt
Organism: Triplophysa dalaica
Lineage: Eukaryota; Metazoa; Chordata; Actinopteri; Cypriniformes; Nemacheilidae
Product: transmembrane protein 272-like
Exons: 4
Coding region: 182-715 (177 amino acids)
Source: RefSeq, a predicted model, not a curated record
UUUCAAACCAAUAUUUAUGGGAUUAACAUUUAAACACAUAUACUCUACACAGGCUUAGCAAUGAUUUUGUGUCCCAAUACAGGGUAAAUAUAACCCUAUAGAUUCUGCUCUCUGUGUUCUAACAGCUUAAAUAUGUACAGAAUGUGCUGUAAAAACGGCAUGCUUUGUGUCAUAGAAAUGCAUGACCUGCUUUCAAAAGUAUUUCUAUGCGGUUUCUUCCUUCAGGCAUCAUGGAUCCAAAACAAAUGUGGCUUGCCUUGUGAUUACAAAAUUACUCUGCAUGGCUUUUCCCAUCGCUCAGAUUGCCAUAGGUGCAGUAUAUCUCCAAGACUGUCCCCGACAGCACUACAUCCCCAUAUAUUUGCUUGUGUCUGGGGUAUUUGGUGUAUUUUUGGGCUUGUUGACUUGUCUGCCAUGUGCUAAAGAGACCGAAGAGGAAGGUCCUAACAAGCUCCGCAAUAUCUGUGGCUUGUGGAAUUCUCUGGUUUCUGCAUUCAUUUUCUGCUGGGUGAUCUGUGGGAGUGUGUGGAUUUACUCUAUUUACCCUCCUAACUACAACCAAACCCUGGCUGGAGACCUCUACUGCAAUAAGACCCUCUACCUUUUUGCCUUCUGGACCACCACACUGGGAUAUAUUCUAUUAGCUCUAGUGCUGUUGAUUAGCUGUUGUUGCUGUGUUUGUUCGUGUAUAUUUGGCACAAUAAUGAGUAAGUAGCAGUAUAAACGUAUUCAUAUCGGAGGAUUAUAUAUUAGUUGACUAUUUUUAAUCUUGUACUUUCCUCAAUUUGAUUCAGUGGUAAUAAUGUCAAAGACAGUUUAUGAGGGA